Talaromyces stipitatus ATCC 10500 is the source of this 1636-nucleotide messenger RNA. RefSeq names its product Golgi traffic protein SFT2, putative. The coding region runs from base 900 to 1547 and encodes 215 amino acids. The transcript is spliced from 5 exons. NCBI's taxonomy places the organism in Eukaryota, Fungi, Ascomycota, Eurotiomycetes, Eurotiales, Trichocomaceae. The record is from RefSeq and is a predicted model, not a curated record. Gene Ontology annotation, cellular component: membrane. Gene Ontology annotation, biological process: vesicle-mediated transport.
AGACCACCUCUCUAACUAUCUAUCUGGCAGCCUCCAGCUCCCUCUACAGCUUCUGCUGCUUGAUAUCCGCUCGAUUCGUCUUGCCUAUUCCAUCAAUCCGGCCUCGUCAUCCGCCUCUCUCCGGCCACUCCUCCACGCGGCCUCCCUCCAUCUCUAAUAUCUCCUCGUCUUCCGUCUUUGUCGUCGCGCUGAGACACCCGAUAAUCUUCGUCAAGCAUCUCCGCCUCUGCAUCAACCGAAAAAGUCAUCUGACAUCCCAACGCUACGGAAGUCGCCCACCACCACACCCCCCGCCUCCCUUCGUCCAAAAACAGAAAGAAGAAUCUUAGUUCUUCAAAGCAGGAUUGUUUGACACACACUGUCAGUGCUUUCGGAAUCAAGGCGCUUUCCGUUCUUCACUGCGUUACUGCUUUACGAUUGGUUGCUGCUUUCCAUCCAUCGUAUCGUAUAUCCUGUGCCUAUUUCGUCCUUAUUUUCAUCCGUUGGUUGUUAUACAGCUUGAUCAGGCGGCAGGACAGACUUUGAGUCAAAUCUGUCUUUGCCGAACAGACUCAAAAGAAAAAAAGACGAUACAUCCAAGAAGAAAACUUGGAUCGGGUCGUUAUACAACUGAAUAACUCGCGUAGGGUUUCUCCGGAUUGUCACCUGGCCUCCCUGUCACCAAAGUCUACCGGUUUUAGUACGCUAGUACAUGGCUAUAGCAGAUCAUCUGCAUUGCAGCACCGUUUUAGCAACCGAUUAGGUUCUUGGCUUGCGCCCCUCCGGACCUUCUCAUUUGAGCCAGCUGCUUAAGUCCGUUAUCGUGAAAUAUCCACUACUUAUCUGUGGAUCAUCGGACCUUGGUUGAUGUACGUAUCGACAUUCGAUCUUGCAAGAAAGCAAAAGACAGGAGAAGAAAAAUGGCUUCUGCUUCAUUCCGGGAGAAUAUGAAUUCGCUGGGCUGGUCACGGCGAGACCAGGACACCCCCGUACGAACAGACUCAAGUACGCCUAUGCUAUCCCGGCUUCGGUCUUUGAACCCCUUCGGUAGUGGUGAAGGUUAUCUACGACUUCCGACUCAAGAACCCGGGGCACCUUUACCCGCGUCGUCUAGGCGAGAGGAAGAGGAAAGCUUCUUUGCCUUAAGCCGUUGGGAUCGAAUGCUUGUCUUUGGUGGAUGUAACCUUGGAGCUGCUGUCUGUUUCUUACUAUGUUUCGUUAUGUGGCCGGUUUUGAUAACAAAACCCCGCAAAUUCGCUAUUUUAUGGUCAGUCGGUUCAACCCUCUUCCUCGCCUCAUGGGCCGUCCUCAUGGGCCCCAUAGUUUACAUCCGCCAUCUCCUCUCCGGCCCUCGACUACCCUUUACAGCCGCCUACUUCGGCUCUAUCGCAUUAACAUUAUACUUUGCUGUCGGCUUACACCAAAGUAUCCUCACCCUAUUCGCCGCUAUAUUCCAACUUGUCGCUCUGGUAUGGUAUCUGGUUAGUUAUUUUCCUAUGGGUAGUACCGGGUUACAAUUCAUGGGUCGGUUUGGAGUGCAGAGGGUUGCGGGAUGGGUUAGUGGUUAGUUAGGUUGGACGUCUACCAGAUCGUAGAGAUGUAAUUAUAUGUAUACUUUAUAGGAGAAGAACAAAUAUAGAUGUUUGUGAUUGAAGUC